AUGGUUUUUUUUGUCCGCGUCGCGGCAAACGUGUGUGACGGCAACCGCAACAUUCGCCUGCGGUUCCCCUCGCGCCCGACGCUGCGGGAAGUGGCCGCUGCGGCGGAGUCGUACUUCGCGGCAGCCGCCCUCCAUCCCUCGCCGGCCUUCCAGCUGGGCGCGUUGCUCCUCCUUGACGAGCACGCCUUUGCCUGGGUGGAGCUCUACAGCGCGGCGCAGCUGUCCACCGACUGCCAGCUGUACGCCUUUGAGGGGCGCAGGACGCGCCGCCCGACGCCCGCCGGGCCAUGGCAGCGGCCCCGCGUGAAACAGCGGGGCGGCCGCGAGAUUCUGCCGCCGCCCGCCGCAACCGUGGCGUGCCGUGCCUUACCUCCCGCGGGCAGCUCCCCCCCGUCUGCCCCGCUCGACGACUGGGACGACAGCGCGUGUGGCCCGGCCGACGGGGCGGACACAAGACGCUCGCACGGCUCCCUUCCCGCCGCAGGCCCCGAACGCACGGACGGCGUGGGGACGGCUACGCUGUGGCGCGGCCGCGGCAGGCUCCGCGGCGUCUUUGACGGGCUCGACGCCGAGCGGAAGGGGUACCUGCGUCUCGCGGACCUGCAGCGGGCGGUGGAUGCGCAGCGCAGCGUGUUUGUCAACUACUCCGCCCAGACGCUGCUUGCGCUGGCCGACCAAGACGGGGAUGGGCGCGUGUCCUACAAGGAGUGGGUGGGCUUUGCCGUCUCGCACCCGGCCGUGGUGGACGCGUUGUCUGCCGCCGGCGCCCUCGACUCGCGGCUGGGCGGGCGGGGGAUGAUGGGCUGCGAGCACGCGCCACAGCCGAGCCUGACGCCCGCGGAGGCCUGCCGCCUCUCAGCGGAGGCGUACAACCGGUCACGGGCGAUACUAACGCGGGAGGAGGCGCGGCUGGCGGCGGACGCGGUGCGGCUAAACUUCCUGCGAGACAAGUGGGAAGAAGAAAAGAAAAGAAAACAAAAAGCAAAAGCAAAAACAAACGGACGGACGCCGCGGCGUAAAAAGUAG
Messenger RNA from Trypanosoma conorhini, 1026 nucleotides. Its product is annotated as calmodulin-like protein containing EF hand domain. Bases 1 to 1026 code for a protein of 341 amino acids. The transcript has a single exon. The record is from RefSeq and is a predicted model, not a curated record. Lineage: Eukaryota; Euglenozoa; Kinetoplastea; Trypanosomatida; Trypanosomatidae. Gene Ontology annotation, molecular function: calcium ion binding.